CUGCGCUGUCAAAUUAUAACAUGUCAAUGGAGAUUGUGACAACCAAGGAGAUUUAAAUAUAUAAAGAGAGUACAGUGCUCAUUGUUUUGUAUCACACUCUCUUCUGUUCGUAUGGUGUUCGUAUACAUUCGUUGAGCGAGUCAGUGGCGGAACUAGAUUUUACUGGUGUCUAUUCGAUUUAAUACAUUUGUCAUUGUUCUAGAUUUUAGUGGAUGUUUGCAAAAACCAAAUACGCGAACAUGUGGGAAGAAGAGGAAGUGUAUUAACCACACAUUUUGUUUAAAAACCAAUAUUUUUUGUUUUUUUUUUUAAAUUGUAUGAAAGUGAAACUCGUCAGCCACUGUACUGCGGUACACUAAACCUCUCGCGCCUCACUCCUCUCAUCUAAGAGAUGUUGAUAGUGUGGAAGGUAUAGGGUUUUAAAAAAUGGCGGUCGAAUUCAAUGUAAGUGAUAGCAACAAUUGGAAAAUGUUAUUUCCGCUAUUAAUGAGCGCCUUUAUGUCUACGUUAGCGUACACAGUAACUUUACGAUUAAUUCCUAAAGUGAAAGAUAUGUUUAUUAGAGCCAAUCUUUUUGGAAUUGACAUGAGUAAAAAUACAAGUGAAAAAGUGCCUGAAUCGUUAGGUGUUGUUACAGGAUGUACGUUCUUAAUAACAAUGUUUCUGUUCAUUCCUGUACCUUUUGGCAGUAGUUUGUUUGAUGAAGAUAGCUUCCCUCAUGAUGAGUUUGUUGAGUUAAUAGCGGCGUUAUUGUCAAUCUGCUGUAUGCUCUUUCUGGGUUUUGCUGAUGACGUUUUGGAUCUCCGUUGGCGCCACAAAUUACUUUUGCCAACAAUUGCUUCCCUACCAUUGCUGAUGGUUUACUACGUGAAUUUUAACUCUACUGUCAUCAUAGUUCCUAAACCGUUGAGGGAUAUAUUUGGUUUUUCUGUGAAAGUGGGAAUAUUCUACUACAUUUAUAUGGGAAUGUUAGCAGUUUUUUGCACCAAUGCUAUUAAUAUAUUAGCGGGAAUAAACGGAUUGGAAGUUGGCCAAAGUGUUAUUAUUGCAAUUUCCAUUGCAAUAUUCAAUGUAGUUGAACUUUCUGGAAACUUGUGGAAAGCUCAUCAAUUCAGCCUCUAUUUUAUGCUGCCAUAUAUUGGAACAACAUUAGCACUUUUAAAACAUAAUUGGUAUCCUUCCAAAGUCUUUGUUGGUGAUACGUUUUGCUAUUUUUCAGGGAUGACUUUUGCAGUAGUUGGAAUUUUAGGACAUUUUAGUAAAACGACCUUGUUAUUUUUUAUACCACAAGUGUUUAAUUUUUUAUACUCCUUUCCACAGCUAUUUAAUUUUAUACCAUGCCCCAGACACAGAUUACCAAAGUUUAAUUCUAAAACUGACAAGUUAGAAAUAAGUACCACAAAAUUUCGUUAUUCCGAUUUGAAUAUUAUAGGUAAAUUUAUUAUAAGUUUAUUCAAAAUGUUUAAGUUAAUACAGUGGCAAGAAAAAGAAGAUUAUGUCAUUACUAACAAUCUAACUCUAAUUAAUUUAGUUUUGUACUAUUUAGGUCCUCUUCAUGAAGCUAGUUUAACAGUUAUAUUAUUAUGCAUCCAAGUUUUUUGUAGUGUACUAGCUUUUAUUAUUAGGUAUCCAUUAGCGUGGAUCUUUUACGACGUGUAGAGUUUACAUUUACCUAAUAUUAUAAUAAUUUUGAAACUAACAAAACCAAAUUUUUUUGUAAAUAGAUUUUAAAGAGACUGUUUU
Messenger RNA from Zophobas morio, 1743 nucleotides. It is a transcript of the gene Alg7, whose product is annotated as UDP-N-acetylglucosamine--dolichyl-phosphate N-acetylglucosaminephosphotransferase. The record is from RefSeq and is a predicted model, not a curated record. The transcript has 5 exons. Gene Ontology annotation, molecular function: UDP-N-acetylglucosamine-dolichyl-phosphate N-acetylglucosaminephosphotransferase activity. The coding region runs from base 427 to 1659 and encodes 410 amino acids. NCBI's taxonomy places the organism in Eukaryota, Metazoa, Arthropoda, Insecta, Coleoptera, Tenebrionidae. Gene Ontology annotation, cellular component: membrane. Gene Ontology annotation, biological process: protein N-linked glycosylation; dolichol-linked oligosaccharide biosynthetic process.